This is a messenger RNA of Glycine soja, 1899 nucleotides long. RefSeq lists its product as uncharacterized. The transcript has 2 exons. The coding region runs from base 1 to 1899 and encodes 632 amino acids. Lineage: Eukaryota; Viridiplantae; Streptophyta; Magnoliopsida; Fabales; Fabaceae. The record is from RefSeq and is a predicted model, not a curated record.
AUGCAACCACUACAUUUCUCCGUAGGGGGACCACCUCCGGCAGCGGAGGGAAAAGGAAAACUUGAUCUCAUGGAGGAGAGAUUAAGAGUGGUCAAAGGUUCCAUUGAUUACCCUUUUGCUGAUAUGACCAAUUUAUGUUUGGUACCAGAUGUUAUCAUCCCUCCCAAAUUCAAGGUACCAGAUUUCGACAAAUACAAAGGGACCACUUGCCCCAAAAAUUAUCUAAAAAUGUAUUGUCGAAAGAUGAGGGCGUAUUCAAGGGAUGAGAAGUUGCUCAUGCACUUUUUCCAAGACAGCUUAGCCGGGGCAGCGAACACCUGGUACACUAGCUUGGAACCCUCCCAGAUCCAUUCUUGGAAGGACCUAAUGGUUGCCAUCAUUAGGCAAUAUCAAUACAAUGCUAAUAUGGCUCCAGAUAGAAUGCAGCUCCAGAACAUGUGCAAAAAGGAGCACGAAUCUUUCAAAGAGUACGCCCAGAGAUGGAGGGAUUUGGCGGCUCAGGUAGCACCUCCCAUGAUGGAAAGGGAGAUGAUCUCCAUGAUAGUGGACACACUCCCAAUGUUCUACUAUGAGAAGUUAGUAGGGUACAUGUCCUCUAGCUUUGCGGAUCUAGUAUUCCCGGGCGGGAGGAUCGAGGUAGGCCUAAAAAGGGGGAAGUUUGACUAUGUCGCUCCUGCCAGCACAAGCAACAGAAGAUCCAGGGCGACUGAGGCAAAGAGGAAAGAUGGGGAUGCUCAUGCCGUAACCUCAGCUCCUGCUUGGCCAAAACCCCAAUCAACCCCUCACAAUACUCAACAGUAUGCCCAACACCAUCCCAGCUUUUUGGCCCGCGCUAGAAACCCUUCCAACUCGGCACCCGUCCAGCAAAGGACAUCUGCCCCACCACAAAGAGCCCCCGCUCAAGCCCCGGCUCCUACAAGGCCUCAUCCUGCCGGCGAUUUCAAUCCUAGCACAAGUUCUAAUUCGAGGAGGAACCCUCUAGUGAAGAAGCUUUCAGAAAGAAUCUACCAGUCUCCUUUCCUGAGGUGGUACAACCCCGACGCGAACUGCGCGUAUCAUGGAGGUACUCCGGGGUAUUCAAUUGAGCAGUGUGUGGCCCUCAAGCAUAAGGUCCAAAGCUUGAUUGAUGUGGGAUGGCUAACAUUCCAAGAAGAUGACCCAAAUGUGAAAACAAAUUCGCUCGCUAAUCAUGGGGGACUGGCGAUAAAUGCAAUAGAGGCAUACGGGCUACAGAGGCCUAAGCAAAUGAAGGGCGUGGUAACCUCAAGAAGGUUUAUCUUUGAAGCUUUGCAAGAGGAGAGCAUGGUUUCGUUUGAUGGGCACAAAGGGGACUCCCGUUUGAUGCAUCCAGGUGCAUCACAUGACAUGGAAACAUGUUCAAUGGCGGAGGAGCUGUUACAACAAAUUAUGGACCAAGGCCGGUUUGAGAUCAGUGAAGGGAACAAGGGAGAACAACACAUAUGCAUGCAGUCGGCGGACAAAGAAAGCCCUACUAAACCCAAGCCUUUGGUGAUACACCUCACCAGGGAUGUGGCCUCCCAGAAACCCCAAGGUUCUCGACCUAUCCCGGGCAGCAAACCUGUCCCCUUCCCUAAUCAAAGCAACAAGGCAGUCUCGUGGAGAUACGCCCCUCGCCAGCCCAGCGAAAAGAGGGACGGGGCUGUCAAGGGUGGCUUACCUUCUUCCAAAGUUACCAACAUCGCUAGCAUAAGUGGUGUGACCCGUAGUGGACGCGUCUUCACGGCACCUGACCCAUUGGUACGGUCUAAAGACUCCAAAGGAAAAGUGAAGGUGAUCGCAGAAGAGACCAACGAAGUGAGCCCCACUCUAGAUAGGAUGUUCUGGUCAGGAGAUCCACUGAGAAAGGAGGAGACUUCAACGGAAAGAAAGUGUCCAUAG